AGCCGGAAGUUUUCUGCAGGAGACUUAAUUUUCACAUUAGUGAUGGCAACGUUAGAGACAGUCCCUAAAGAUUUACGACAUUUACGGGCUUGUCUCUUGUGUUCGUUGGUUAAAACUAUCGAUCAAUUUGAGUAUGAUGGUUGUGAUAACUGUGAUUCCUACCUGCAAAUGAAGGGGAAUCGAGAGAUGGUGUAUGACUGUACCAGUUCUUCUUUUGAUGGGAUUAUUGCAAUGAUGAGUCCUGAAGACAGUUGGGUCUCCAAAUGGCAGCGGAUAAGUAACUUCAAGCCAGGGAUAUAUGCGGUAUCAGUGACAGGACGGUUACCUCAGGGUAUUGUACGGGAACUGAAGAGUCGCGGUGUGAUCUACAAAUCAAGAGACACUGCUAUCAAAUCUUAAUGGAUCCAUUUUGCUGUCAAAAUUAUUACUAAUGAUUCUUUCCAACUAGGUUUCAUGUUUACCUACUUGUAACUAGAAGAUUUCUGUCAUGUUCUUACUGCAGAUGUAUUGCAAUACAUUUAUGUAUCAGUGAAUUGCUUUUGCAUUCUCCAAGAAAAAUUGAGUACGACAGUUGGUAAUUUUAAAUCAAAUUUGACUGUUUAGUGCUGAUUGCAGUGAAGUUCUACUAUGUACAAAGGAAGCAUCAACAGUGCUUGGGUAUCUAAAAUCCCAAAACUACUUUGAAGAAGAAUUGGGACAAGAGAAAAGUUGAAGAUGGAUUUGAUUAGUAUUUAUUGAAGAAUUGAGAAAUGGUAGAACUGGCAAGAUGCUCUUUAAAUUUCAAAGGCUUGUAGUCUUACUUCCAUGUUUCAUGUGCAACAAUACAUUUUGGACAGUAUUACAAUGAAGAGGAAAAUUGACUAAUAAAACAACCUUAAAUAUUCAA
This is a messenger RNA of Rhincodon typus (whale shark), 886 nucleotides long. RefSeq names its product SPT4 homolog, DSIF elongation factor subunit (gene supt4h1). The transcript is spliced from 5 exons. Lineage: Eukaryota; Metazoa; Chordata; Chondrichthyes; Orectolobiformes; Rhincodontidae. Gene Ontology annotation, cellular component: DSIF complex; nucleus. The coding region runs from base 43 to 399 and encodes 118 amino acids. The record is from RefSeq and is a predicted model, not a curated record. Gene Ontology annotation, molecular function: zinc ion binding; RNA polymerase II complex binding. Gene Ontology annotation, biological process: mRNA processing; chromatin organization; regulation of transcription elongation by RNA polymerase II.